CUCAUACAAUGAUGAGAGACAAUAAAACGAAUGACAUGCCGGCUCAGACGUCGCCCGGCCAAACAAGAUACGUUACCCACCAUGGAAAAGACGGUUGGAGGCUAAGAUCAAGGCGGCCCGGAAAGAUGUGAGUCAAUUGACGGAGGCCCAGAGAGGUGUGAUGAAAAGGCCGAUACCCGAGAGGUACAUCCAGAUGGCCAUACCUGAAGCACUCAAAACUGCCAAACAAAGGCUCCAAGCCUUGUCCAGUCGCCUAAAGCGGUACACGAAAGAGAAUGAGGCCAGACGAAUAAACAGGCUGUUCGCAACACAACCUGCGAAAGUGUACGCUCAGUGGCAGGGUCCUAACAACAGAGCUGACCCACCAAGACUGGAAACUGAAAGGUACUGGAAAGGCAUAUGGGAGAAGGACGUAUCACAUAACAGCAGUGCACAAUGGCUGGUGACCCUGAGAGAGGAACACAGCAACCUCCCUGAACAGAACCCGGUUACCAUAACAGUGGCAGACAUACAGGAAAGAGUCUCAGAUAUGAAGAACUGGACAGCACCAGGCCCGGACAUGGUCCACACUUACUGGCUAAAGAAACUCACAGCACUCCAUGAGCGCCUACCAGUACAAAUGAACCAGCUGCUGAGGGAUGGGACUCACCAAGAAUGGCUAACCGAAGGGCGAACGAUCCUGAUCAUGAAGGAUCCCUCGAAGGGUGCAGCCCCAUCCAACUAUCGGCCAAUAACCUGUCUCUCCACAACAUGGAAGCUCAUGUCAGGCAUCAUUGCGGCUAAGAUAAGUGGACACAUGGAUCAAUACAUGAACGAAGCACAGAAGGGCAUUGGUAGAGAUACCAGAGGAGCCAAACAUCAGCUCCUGGUUGACAGAACAGUCGCACAAGACUGCAGGUCCCAACGUACCAACCUGUGCACAGCUUGGAUUGAUUACAAGAAAGCCUAUGACUCGAUGCCACAUACAUGGAUCACUGAAUGCUUGGAGUUGUAUAAGGUGAACAGGACCCUAAGAGCCUUCGUUGCGAACUCGAUGAGGAUGUGGAAAACCACACUUGAAGCCAAUGGCAAGCCACUUACCCAAGUGUCCAUCAAAUGUGUCAUAUACCAAGGUGAUGCACUCUCCCCACUGCUGUUCUGCAUAGGACUGAACCCCCUAAGCCAAGUAAUCACCAAGACAGGCUAUGGAUACCGCCUCAGAAAUGGAGCUACAAUCAGUCACCUCCUCUACAUGGAUGACAUAAAGCUGUAUGCUAAGAGCAAAAGGGACAUAGAUUCCCUGAUCCACACAACCAGGAUCUACAGCAACGACAUCGGGAUGUCAUUCGGGCUUGAGAAAUGUAGUCGGAUGGUGACUAAGAGAGGAAGGCUAGUCCGCACUGAAGGGGUCUCACUCCCUGAAGGAACAAUAGCAGACAUUGAGGACAUCUACAAGUACCUUGGUAUACCACAAGCCAAUGGCAACCUCGAACUGGCAACAAGGAAAGCGGCUACGGCCAAAUACCUCCAGCGAGUGAGGCAAGUCCUAAGAAGCCAGCUCAAUGGCAAGAAUAAGACCCGGGCAAUAAACAGCUAUGCCCUGCCAGUGAUCAGAUACCCUGCAGGAAUAAUAAGGUGGCCAAAGGAAGAGAUUCAGACCACGGAUGUUAAGACCCGAAAGCUCCUAACCAUGCAUGGAGGGUUCCAUCCCAAAUCCAGCACCCUGAGACUGUACGCAAGCCGAACGGAUGGAGGCCGGGGACUAGUGAGUGUGAGAGCCACUGUCCAGGAUGAAACAUCCAAGCUCCAUGAAUACAUCAAGGAGAAGGCUCCAACGGAUGACGUACUCAGAGAAUGUCUCAGACAAUGGGGAACAGAAGAUGAGGCGCUGGAAGAGGGACCAUCAUGGGAGGACAAGCCCCUACACGGGAUGUACCGCCGGACCAUAACUGAAGUGGCUGAUCUCAAGAAGUCCUAUCAGUGGCUAGAGAGGGCUGGCCUGAAGGACAGCACAGAGGCACUCAUCCUGGCUGCUCAGGAGCAGGCCUGGAGCACCAGAGCCAUCGAGGCCCAGAUAUACCACACCAGACAAGACCCAAGGUGUAGGUUGUGCAAAGAGGAACCUGAGACGAUCCAACACAUAACUGCAGGGUGUAAGAUGCUGGCAGGGAAAGCCUACAUGGAACGCCAUAACCAGGUGGCUGGCAUAGUCUACCGGAACAUCUGUGCGGAGUAUGGACUGGAAACCCCAAGGUCAAAAUGGGAAACACCUCCGAAGGUGGUGGAGAAUGACAGAGCGAAGAUCCUGUGGGACUUCCAGAUCCAGACUGACAAGAUGGUAAUGGCGAACCAACCAGAUAUCGUGAUCAUAGAUAAAGGGCACAGGAAAGCCGUUGUAGUGGAUGUAGCGGUCCCAAGUGAUGGAAACAUCAGGAAGAAGGAACAUAAGAAACUUGAGAAAUACCAAGGGCUCAGAGAGGAGAUGGAGAGAGCCUGGAAGGUAAAGGUGACAGUCGUGCCUGUGGUGGUCGGAGCACUCGGGGCGGUGACCCCCAAACUAGAUGAGUGGUUGCAACAGAUCCCGGGAACAACAUCGGACAUCUCAGUCCAGAAAUGUGCAGUGCUGGGAACAGCAAAGAUACUGCGCAGAACCCUCAAGCUUCCUGGCCUCUGGUAGAGGACCCGAGCUGAAUGAGGGACGGACACCACCCGAGGGGUGAGAUGAGGAUUU
Hippocampus zosterae (dwarf seahorse) is the source of this 2710-nucleotide messenger RNA. RefSeq lists its product as uncharacterized. The record is from RefSeq and is a predicted model, not a curated record. Bases 161 to 2656 code for a protein of 831 amino acids. The transcript is spliced from 2 exons. NCBI's taxonomy places the organism in Eukaryota, Metazoa, Chordata, Actinopteri, Syngnathiformes, Syngnathidae.